Molecule: messenger RNA, 616 nt
Organism: Ruditapes philippinarum (Manila clam)
Lineage: Eukaryota; Metazoa; Mollusca; Bivalvia; Venerida; Veneridae
Product: lysozyme-like
Exons: 5
Coding region: 70-540 (156 amino acids)
Molecular function (GO): lysozyme activity
Source: RefSeq, a predicted model, not a curated record
GGUUUCAUUGAUGUCUUACUGAGAAAGGAGAAACAUUGAGAUAAACUUUAUACAACGUAAAGAAAAACAAUGUUGGGUGUCUUUGUUUUCAGUGUAUUAUUAAACAUGGCAAUGUCAGGUGUCAUAGAAAAUCCUGUAUCACUGAUGUGUCUAAAUUGCAUGUGUAAGGUAGCAACAACCUCCUGUACUGACGUAGGCUGUAACCAUGACCGCGAGGGAAUUGCGUGCGGAUAUUACCAAAUCCAUUAUGGUUACUAUAUUGAUUGCUACAAACCAGUACCAGAAAGUGGCUGUAGAGGCCUCUCAGAACAAGAAUGCUGGAUGAAAUGUUCCAGAGAUAAACCCUGUGCAGAAAGGUGUAUCCAGUCUUACAUGUUACGGUACAGAAACAAGAACGGAGCUGGAUCAGAUUGUGAGAGCUACGUGAGACUACAUGCCGGCGGACCAUAUGGUGCAGCAAAAUGGAACCAGGCCUGGUACAAUCGAACAAGUUAUUAUUGGAACUAUGCGAGAGCUUACGGGUGCGUCUGGAAUUCAUAGAUCGAGUUUGGAAGAGUGGUCUUUUUGUCGAGAUUGAAAAUGAUAUCUUCUAAUUGUUGACUUUGUAUAAAUCUAC